AUGCAAACUUGCGUAUUCCCAGGCCGUCAAGAAACAAAUAAAGUAAAGAAAAAAAAGACACAAGAUAGAGCAUGCGCAAGCAAGCAAGUUGGAAUUCACGAUACAUUGAGACUACCAUCUCCAUCCCUCCCCUUUUCGCCUCUCAUCACCCCCGCACCGAUCCGCAUCGCCUCCCCCAAUCCCAACCCCCGCAACUCGCGUCUCCCCCCCGUCUCUAAUUCGACACUCCGCCCGCAUCACAAACCCAAACCCCCAAACCCAUGCUCCUCAUCCCCCUCAUUCCCCCUUCAUGCUUCCUCUCUCUCUCUCUCUCACACACACACACACACACCCAAAUACAGCCCUCGGUUACUUGCAUCCAAGCCCCCCCCCCCGGCCUAA
This is a messenger RNA of Bipolaris oryzae ATCC 44560, 381 nucleotides long. RefSeq lists its product as uncharacterized. The transcript has a single exon. The record is from RefSeq and is a predicted model, not a curated record. NCBI's taxonomy places the organism in Eukaryota, Fungi, Ascomycota, Dothideomycetes, Pleosporales, Pleosporaceae. Bases 1 to 381 code for a protein of 126 amino acids.